Malus domestica (apple) is the source of this 849-nucleotide messenger RNA. RefSeq names its product probable U6 snRNA-associated Sm-like protein LSm4. Gene Ontology annotation, molecular function: U6 snRNA binding. Lineage: Eukaryota; Viridiplantae; Streptophyta; Magnoliopsida; Rosales; Rosaceae. The record is from RefSeq and is a predicted model, not a curated record. Gene Ontology annotation, cellular component: U6 snRNP; spliceosomal tri-snRNP complex; P-body. Gene Ontology annotation, biological process: P-body assembly; nuclear-transcribed mRNA catabolic process; mRNA splicing, via spliceosome.
GGCGGAAGGUAAUAAAGGCCAACUCUUUUGUUUUUAACUUGUAAAGAACCCGCUCGAUACUCGCUCAGAGAGAGAGAGAGAGAGAGGUAGAGAGAGAGGCUAUUGGAAGCAGAAGCAAACCGCGUAAAGCUCGGUCCUUUUUCGUGAUCCAAGCCUUUGUGCUGGCCUCUUGAUUUUCUCUAGGUUCGAUUUCCAAGCCCUAAAAGAUGCUUCCUCUUUCUUUGCUGAAGACUGCCCAAGGGCACCCUAUGUUGGUAGAAUUGAAAAAUGGGGAGACUUACAAUGGUCAUUUGGUCAACUGUGAUACUUGGAUGAACAUCCAUCUUCGAGAGGUUAUUUGUACCUCUAAAGAUGGAGAUAGGUUUUGGAGAAUGCCUGAAUGCUACAUCCGUGGGAAUACUAUUAAGUAUCUUAGAGUUCCUGAUGAGGUGAUUGACAAAGUCCAGGAAGAAACCAAGAAUCGUUCAGACAGGAAACCACCUGGAGUAGGGCGUGGGAGAGGAAGAGGUAGGGAGGAUGGUCCUGGUGGACGACAGGCUAAAGGCAUUGGACGUGGCUUGGAUGAUGCUGCCAAGGGUGCUGGUGGAGGCCGAGGCAGAGGUGGACCUGGUGGGAAGGCCGGUGGAAGCAGAGGUGGGGGUCGAGGCCGAGCUUGAUUCAGCUUAUAGUGUGAAACAAACAGCGAGAUGGGCAAGUUGCUUCUUAUUAUCAUGGUAAUGCGAUUUAGACGGAAUGAUUCAGGAAAAGUGUAGCCAAUGUGUUUCUGUUCUGUAUGAAAUGUAUUUUUGUAUCCGUUUGGCGGGUUUGAAAAUUUAAUGUUGAUGAUAUGUAUCCAUCUUUUCACUCUUA